Messenger RNA from Hypanus sabinus (Atlantic stingray), 2768 nucleotides. RefSeq names its product tubulin polymerization-promoting protein family member 3-like. The record is from RefSeq and is a predicted model, not a curated record. Lineage: Eukaryota; Metazoa; Chordata; Chondrichthyes; Myliobatiformes; Dasyatidae. The transcript has 4 exons. Gene Ontology annotation, molecular function: tubulin binding. Gene Ontology annotation, cellular component: microtubule. The coding region runs from base 125 to 670 and encodes 181 amino acids. Gene Ontology annotation, biological process: microtubule bundle formation; microtubule polymerization; positive regulation of protein polymerization.
UACGGCUACAGGAAAAACAGAAAAUAACAUCCCUUCACUUUAGAGGAACAUUUUGUAACUGAACGGGAACAGCAGAACUUAUUGGAGAGAUUAUCAGGACAACACAGAAAGAGCUCAAAGGAGGAUGGCUGAGGGAGGUGCAGUGAACAUGCAAAUGCUGCAUGAGUCAUUUAAGAAGUUCGCGGCCUACGGAGACACCAAAGCAACCGGCAAUGAAAUGACUGGAAAAAACUGGGCCAAGCUGUGCAAAGACUGCAAAAUCGUUGAUGGCAAAAACAUCACCUCAACAGACGUUGACAUUGUCUUUUCGAAAGUGAAGGCCAAAACAGCUCGCAUAAUCACCUUUGAAGAGUUUAAAAGUGCUCUGGCAGAGCUGGCGCCAAAGAGAUUCAAAGGCCACACUAAGGAGGAAGCUACCGCGGCUGCUUACAAGCUGGUUGCAGGGAAAGAUCCAGCAAAUAUUGGUGUAACGAAAGUAACGAAGACUGGUGCUGUUAACAGGCUGACUGACACAUCCAAGUAUACAGGCUCCCACAAGGAACGCUUUGAUGAAGGUGGAAAAGGCAAAGGGAAGAUUGGUCGAGAGGACAUGUUAGAGAAUACAGGUUAUGUGGGAGCCUACAAAGGAGCUGGAACAUAUGAUGAAAAGGCAAAAGGGAAAUCAUGUUAAAAGUUAUUUCUGGUUUAUUUGGCUUGUUAUAAAUGGGGGAAAUGGUUUGGUUAACCUGCUGAAGACUUAGUAAAAUAUAUAGUCAUUCAGCUUUAACGAGCUUUUAGUUGAAAGUAACUAUAAUAUAUAACAUGAUUUUCAGUAUGGAAACACCAGAUUUAUGCUAAAUCUUUAUAUAAUUUAUGUAGAAAUUAGUCCUUUAAAAAUAAACAUUUAAUGCCUAUGUUAAACAUAAAUGGAAUAUUUUUGUGCAACACACACAAACUAUUGGAGGAGCUUUGCAAGUCAGCCAGCAUUUUUUGAGGAGUAUAAACAAUCGAUGUUUAAGGCCAAGAUCCUUCAACAGGACUGAUGGUCUGUUUUGAUGAAGACUCUCAGACCGAAAUGUCAGUUGUGAAUUCCUCUCCAUGGAUGCUGCCCGACUUGCUGAGUUCCUCCAACAAUUUUUGUGCAUUGCUCAAUAUUUCCAGCAUCAGCAGAAUAGAGUGCUGGAGUCAUAGAGCACUACAGCACAGAAACAGGCCCUUCAGCCCAUCUAGUCUGUACUGAACUGUUAGUCUGCCAUUGAACCCAUAUGCACCACUCUGCUGGCAACUCGUUACACACUCGCACCACCCUCUGAGUGAAAAAGCUCCCCCUUAAGAUCCUCUUAAAUAUUUCACCUCUCACCCUUAACCUAUGACCUCUAGUUCUAGUCUCACCUGACCCCAGUGGAAAAGGCCUGCUUGCAUUUACCCUACCUAUACCCCCUCAUAAUUUUGUAUUUCUCUGUCACAUCUCUCUUCAUUUGCCCAUGCUCCAGGGAAUAAAAUCUAACCUAUUCAACCUUUCCCUAUAACUCAGGUCCUCAUCCUUGUAAAUUUUCUCUGACCUCUUUCAAUCUUAUUGAUAGCUUUCCUGUAGGUCGGUGACCAGAACUGCACACAAUACUCCAAAUAUGGCCUCACUAAUGUCUUAUACAGCUUCAACAUAACAUCCCAACUCCUAGACACAGUACUCUGAAUUAUGAAAGCCGAUGUAACAGAAGAUCUUACAGCCCUAUCUAUCUGUCAUGCAACUAAGCUCACCUGUCUCAUUUACAAUGCUCCCUGUAUCGAAAUAGGUGCAACUCAGGAUUAUUCGUGCCACAUUUGAUCUUUCAGUACCUGUCGUUGUACGUGGGCUGAACAUCUACUUUCUCCACAGCCACUCUUCUACCUCCCCUGGCACUCUGCUUCCCAUCCCUUUGCAGCUCUCAUUGGAUACUGGCCUUCCUCCGGUUCAGGUGCAAACUACCCCGUCUAUACAGGUCCCAGCUCCCCUGGAAGAGAGUCCCAUUCCAAAACUCUGAAACCCCCUCGCACACUAUCUUCCUAUAUCCAGCCUCACUAGCACAUGGCAUCGGUAGCAACAUUGAGAUCAGUACUCUGGAAGUCAUGUCCUUUAACGCCCUGAGCUCAGUUUGCAGGACCUCAUCACCCUUCCUGCUCAUGUCAUUGGUACCUCCUCCUUAAGAAAGUUAUGGACUUGAUCUGAGAUGUGAGGCAUCCUUCUAUCUGGGAAUCUUGUUUUUACCCAUGUAACCUCCUGUCUGUUGCCCUAACCAAUGAAGCCACUAUCACUUGUUUGCCUCUUAACUCCCUUCCCACUUUGCUUCUAAGGUACAGACACAGAUUCAGUGACAAAUACAGUACCCAAACCUGUUAUUGAUGGAAACAGCCAUAGGAAUGCCUUGCACAGGCUCCCUCUCCCCUUUCCCCCCUCCUGAUGGUCACCCAGUUGCCUGUGUCCUGCACUUCAUCUCCCUGUAUCUCCUGUCAAUCAGCCCCUCCUUCUCCCGAAUAAUCAGAAGGCUGUCCCGCUCCAGUUCCCUAACACGGUCUGUAAGAAGCUGCAGCUGGAUGUACUUCUUGCAGGUGUAGUUGCCCAGGACACUGGAGGUCUCCAUGCUCUCCCACAUCCUGCAGGAGAAGCUCUACUGGAGGGUGGGGGGGGGAGAGAGAGAGAGAGAGAGAGAGAGAGAGUGAGAGAGAGAGUGAGUGAGAGAGAGAGAGAGAGAGAGAGAGAGUGAGAGAGAGAGAGAGAGAGAGAGAGAGAGAGAGAGAGAGAGAGAGAGAGA